This is a messenger RNA of Aphidius gifuensis, 695 nucleotides long. Its product is annotated as leucine-rich repeat protein soc-2 homolog. The record is from RefSeq and is a predicted model, not a curated record. The transcript has 3 exons. NCBI's taxonomy places the organism in Eukaryota, Metazoa, Arthropoda, Insecta, Hymenoptera, Braconidae. Bases 110 to 520 code for a protein of 136 amino acids.
UCUCGUCUUGAAGACAUUGACAUUAUUUGCAAAAAAAAAAACACAUUGUGAAAGAAUAAUAAAUUUUAAUUUAAUUUCUAUUUGUGUUAUUAUUUAUUGCAAAAGAAAAAUGACUAUAAAGUCGCUACUUCAUUGGGGUGGAGGUGGCGGUGGUGGUGGUGUUGGACAAUCACACACAGUACCAGUUGAAAGAUGGCAUGGAAGUUCAUCAGGUUCAAGUCAUUGGGAACACAAACCACAUGGUCAUAGUCAGUGGAAAGGAGGUGGUAAAGGUGGUAGUAAUGCAGCACUCAGUGCUUUAGCUCUUCUUGCAUUUUUAUUUUUUCUUCAUAUAAUGCAACAAUCACUGAAUGAAAAUAAUGCAAUGACACCAACAACAGUACCACCAGCACCAGAAGCUGUUAUUCUUCGUGAUAAAAUAAGUGUCAUUGCAGCAAGAGAACAAGAUACAGAAGAAAAUACAAAAUUGAAAAAACAAAAAAAAGAUUAUGAUGAAUCAAAAAAAGGCGAUACACUUUGACGUGAUUAUAAUGAUGAUUAACAGACAAUUUCAAUUUUUUAAAAUACAAAUAGUUAAAGCUAAUAUGUAUCUGUAAUUUACACAAUAAUUUAUAAUAUUUAUUCUACGAAAAAAACAUGAUCUAUGUCAAUCAAACAAAAUUUUAUAUAAAUAAUUGCAAUCUUACCUUUCACAU